Lingula anatina is the source of this 1121-nucleotide messenger RNA. Its product is annotated as kelch-like protein 10. Lineage: Eukaryota; Metazoa; Brachiopoda; Lingulata; Lingulida; Lingulidae. The record is from RefSeq and is a predicted model, not a curated record. Gene Ontology annotation, molecular function: protein binding.
GAAGACCUCUUUCUAUUCUUUCCCCUAGUUAAAGGAAAUAAUUCUUAUUGAAAAUCUGUUUCUCUUCCCGCCAGGUGCACAUCACGGAGGAUAACGUGGAACAUCUCCUCCCGGUGGCUGACCAGUUCCACAUCCUGGGCCUCGUCAAGGCCUGCUCCAAGUUCCUCCUGCACCAUCUGAGCAUCGAGAACUGCCUGGGAAUCUGGCAGUUUGCCAAGGCCUAUUUCUGCACCUACCUGGAGCACAUGACGCUCAAGUUCAUUCUCAGAAAUUUCGGCGAGAUCUCGGCGGUUAGUAACGAGAUUUUGAUGUUGGCUCCGGAUGAGCUGUUGAGUUUGCUCAAUUCGGACGACCUCAACGUCAGAGAUGAGAGGUUUGCCUAUGAAGCAGCUAUAAGAUGGAUCUCAAUAAAGCCUGAGGAAAGGAAAGAAUACAUCGUCGACAUCUUGAAAUCUCUUCGUUUGGGUCUGAUAGGGACAGAGUAUUUCAUGCGUCAUGUGAAAACCAACGAGUUCGUGGUGGGCAACCCGGACUGUAAACCUAUUAUUAUACAGACUCUGGCGCUGAUGCAUGACUUUGAGAUGACGAACGCGAUGAACCUGGCUAUAGGCAACCCCCUAAUGCGACCUAGACUUCCCCAUGAGUUGUUGUUUGUUAUUGGAGGGUGGAGCGGGGGAAGUCCGACCAAAGCCAUUGAGGUGUACGACUCCCGAGCUGACCGCUGGAACCUCAUGGACCCGGAUGUGGAGGACACCGCUACAGCACGAGCGUACCACGGGUCGGUGUAUCUGGGCGGUAAGAUCUACGUGAUCGGCGGCUUUGACGGCACUGAGCAGUUCAGCAGUGUGCGCGUGUUUGACCCCGAGACACGUGCCUGGGCUGAGAGCGCGCCCAUGCACCACAAGAGGUGUUACGUGAGUGUCGUGGUCUGUGAGGGUCUUAUCUACGCCAUGGGAGGUUAUGACGGCCGUCAUCGUAUGAACACAGCAGAACGCUAUAAUCCCAAGUACAACCAGUGGUCUUUCAUCUCCCCCAUGCACCAACAAAGAAGUGAUGCCUCGGCUGCCACCUUAGAUGGUGAGAGAUUGAUACUUUCAGACUUUGCUUCAUUAAUGUGGUAA